CUCACCUUUUCCCGCCGAGUCCCCUGGUUCCCCAACUGCCCAACCAAGCCACCCACCCAUCUAUCUCCCUUCGACCUGUUUCACCUUGAGCCCCUCUCUCGUCUGAUUCUCCUGGUCGGCAAGGCUGUUGGUAACACAUCUCGCAGAGCCUUGCAGUGCCGCUGGGGUUCGCGACACACGCACCCGCACGAAAAAGCUCGGAUUGUGCGGCCAACAAGCUCGGCGCAGGACGGCACGACAGCAUCAGGUACCACGCAGUACCUCUGUACCGCAGUACCCGGCACUCAGUCAGACCUCGCAUGCUUGGCUGGGUCUUGUGCAGCAAACCCUCGCUCGCUGUGGGGAAAGGCCUGGAUCCAGUGCCCCGUUCUCCCCUGGUCUGUGGAUUCUUGUGGGCAACCCCCAAAUCUCAAAUCUCCCUCUUCCUGCGUCUUGUCGCCGCGUGUGCUGCACAGAGUAUAGUGUACAGUACUGCCAAUUCUCCCAAUUCUGCCAGUCCUGCCAGUCCUGUCCUGCCCAGUCUUUUUGCCCAGGUUUGCUGCGAGUCGAGGCUGGCCCAUCGUGUUGCCGUCCCGUCCUGGCCGCCCAGAUCACCUGCUGCAAGCCCCUUGUCAGUCAGUCAGACCUGCCGUGGGCUGGAGUGGGCUGCGCUACGGAUUAGUGUACUUGUUGCCUCUCGCCCCUCCUGCACUGCAUUGCACUGCACUGCAGGUACCUAUCGCACCAGCACAAAGUGGACUAAGUGCUAAGUGCUCAGCCCUCCUCCGUCCAGCCGCAGCACGCACGUUGAACCCUGGGCCGGUGGACCUGAGACUUUAACGCCAGUGGCCCGCCGCGCCGCUCCCCAUCCUCGACCAAGCCAUCCUUGGGUCCUUGGGUUCUUAGCACCCCCCAGCAUCCCAGCACACAGCAUCCCAACCGAGAAAAGACCCAGAACGACCUGGGACUCGGGCCCCAUCGACCACCACACUCAAUCGCCUUGUCCCCCGACUCGUCGCUCCGUGCUUUCUUUCCUCUCCGCUACUCAUCAUCAACCACAUCCAUUCAACACCAGUCGGCCAAACACGACAACCACCACCACACCCUCUCAGCAAGCGGCCCCAACUUCGACCCUCGUUCUACACCACACCGUCUCCACCUCUGCAGCCCAGCGACCGCUCUUUCAGCCCGCCGAUCCACCGACAACACCGACAUUUCCAAUCCUUCUGCUGUCUCCUAAAUUUGUCCUCGUCGCCACCAUCCCGUCCUGCCCGCAUUUCCACCUGCUUCUUCUCCGCACUCUCCCGCCCUUGUCUUGGCACGACCAUAUUACAAGACACCUCCCGCCGCGGCUCCUUUGACUCCUCUGAAGGAGUCGUCACGCCUGCCCGCCCUGGCGUUCCGGACUGAAUCUCGGCGGAACCUCCUGCCCGCCGACCCGGGCUUCUCACAGGCCUUUCAAGAAGGAGGCUAUUACCACAGAGAGGGCAUCGCUCCCUCAAGUCGCGGCAGUAUGAAGCGCGGUAGUCUAAAUUUUAUGGGUGGCCUAUGGCCCAAGGCCUUCUUCGCAGCCGCCUCGCUGCAGGCCAUAGUGUGUCUGGCCUUCGAAUCGUAUACCUUUGCUAUGUUCCAGACGCAUCUGUUAGAAUCCGUAUUGAAGGCCGACAACGACACGCGCGCCCAGUACAAGACCAUCCCGACCUUCCUCACGCUCUUCAUCUUCGGUUUCUUGUAUGAGUUGUUGCUGGUGUGGGACGCCCUCCGAUUGAAGAACACCAUUCAGAUCAUCGGAAUCUGCAUCGCGAACCUGGCUCUGCUCGUAUACACCGCAAUCCAAAUCGAUCAAAUCCACGAGGCUCUAGUCCUUCUGGGCCAGAACAGAGGGCUGGACGGCGGCUACACCAAGCCCACGGGCGAGGUAGUAUCGCCGCAGGAAGCACUAUGGGACGAAGUGCAGGGCUUCCUCAUAGCGAUCCCCAUCAUUCUCGCUGUGGGAACAAUCGUCCUGUCAUUCAUCGCCUGGAAACUGUACCAGGUCUUCGCAUGGGACAUCCUGAAGCAGAUCGGAGCAGACUACAGGAUGAAGAAGAGGUUUCUCCACUACCAGGUUUAUAUCGCCCUGCUCAAGUUCGACUUUUUCUUCUUCCUCGGCUUCACAGUGCAGUUUAUAGUUAUUGUCACUGGCUAUACCGACGCCGAGAUGUACCUGACCAUCGCUGCCAUCCCGAUCACCAUCCUCAUCCUGCUUGCCGCGGCGUACUUCACCAGGAACGAGAACAAGUUCGGAACCGUGUGCGUUAUAAUCUGCUACGCGGGCGCUCUUGCCUACUUCAUCUUCAAGCUUGUGCGCAUCUAUCAACCCAGUCACGCGGCGUUCUACAUGCCGGUGCGCAAGUCCCUGACGGCAUUCGCGGUGCUGGCAAUCCUGCUGCUGAUAUUCACCAUCACCAACGCCUUCUACUGCAUGAACAACUUCGGCGCAGGCCUCAAGACGCACCUGCUCAAGAAGAAGCCGAGCGAGGAGAAGGGCGACGGAAGCAGCAGCGUCGACACAUACGCCAUGAAACCAACGGCGCCAACGCGGAUGACAAUCGACUAAGGAGGGGGCGAUUCAACAUCUUGCCGCAGCACACGAGGUUCACGAGUUAAUGACCGCAUUGUCCGGAAGCUACUCAAAUCUCUCCCGCUACUGGAUCGCUGGCUCGAGAGCGGGCGACAGACAAUAUGGUCCAGCACGAAACACAGAGACGAAAGCACGAACCGGGCACAAUUUACAUAUAAACCAAUUGCGGAUACACCAUAUUUGCCCUUCUACAUCUAAUGGCGUUCUUGAGGGAUUCCCUUUUCUUUUGUUACAAUUUCCCAAACCGGAUGUUUGGGGAAUUUGGUGUUCAGGGUCCUUUUGCUUUGGGGGCUUUAACGGAGGACAUUCCAGGAAAGAGAUGUCAGCCCCGUGACCUGCUCUCUCUCGGACAGGGGUGUGUGUGAAAACUAUAAAGAGGAGGUGGAAAGACCUGGAUUGUCUAACCGGACAAUGACUGGGUGGGAGAGAGGAGAUGAAGGGACACAGGGCUUUUCCCCAAAUGACACGAGGGCUACUGAGCAUUUACAGCGGGCUAUAUUUUUUUUAUUCUUUUUUUCUCUUUUACUCAUCUUUUGAUAUCCCCGAGAGUGAAAAGGGGGGCGUUUUGAUCUGGCCCCCCCAGAACAACCCCACCCUCACCUCACCGGCUGGGAGAGGGAUACUACCUGGUUGUUGUUCUUUUUCUCUCUUUUUUUCUAUGUCUAGCCUAGUACUUUUACUUGGUCGGUUCCUCGCCCAAGGACGAGUUCGAGGCACCAACCAUGCUAUGUAGCACAAAACCUGCUCUCGAUCCUGAGACGACGAGUGAACGGAGAAAUUGUCUGCUUUGAUCAGGCCUUCCUUCCCGAGAACUGAGACUUACUUGCCUUGUGUGAAUGUGACCUGUUUGGUUGGUGUUCCUGUUGCCCUUCAAUCAUGCGCAUGUGAGUGUGUAUGUGUGUGUGUGUAUGUACGUAUGUACGUGGUGGGCACCGUCUCUGCGCGUUGACAUACCUCACAUGCUACACACAUACAUCAUCAAUCACAACUGCACUUUUGAAACCCGGUGUGCGCUCCGGUGACGAGGGGGGCAGUUGGUGUGCGCCCAGUCGGGGCAAGUGGAUUUAUUUGCAAAGUCCAGCCCGGGCUUGGGAUGCUUAUCAGGUCCCCCCUCCCUCCCUGGUCAGCCAGGCCGCUCAGAUGAAUCGCGACGCGACUCAGCUGGUAUCUGAGCUGCCGGAGUGGAGGAGGGGGGAGGGGGCAACGGGGCCGGGAACGCGGUUCCGGGGAACUCGGCGAGGGAGGUUCCGUCGUCGUGGUCAAGCGAGCCCGCGGGUGCUGGGAUGCCCGGCGGGAGAGGAGGGGGACCGAUUAGGCGCUGAUGAUUCGAGUUGUUGUGAGCGAGCGAGACGGUUUUCGAUGGACGACGGGGGAAUGUGAUGAAAACGGGAUGGAUAGAUGGGGAGCGCGUCCUUUGUAGAUGUUAGGCAGCCCUGCGGUUUCUCCAUCGCCUUUCACCUGGAUAGGUACUUUUUUUUUUUUAAUGAAAAGAAAAU
Molecule: messenger RNA, 4098 nt
Organism: Diaporthe batatas
Lineage: Eukaryota; Fungi; Ascomycota; Sordariomycetes; Diaporthales; Diaporthaceae
Exons: 3
Coding region: 1493-2578 (361 amino acids)
Cellular component (GO): Golgi apparatus
Source: RefSeq, a predicted model, not a curated record